CUGGUAGUUAGCUGCGGGACCACGACUGCUGAGCCGAGGGGUUUGAAUAUCAACCGGGACAGCAAGUGAGACUGCGAAUUUAUUCCAACGGACUUCUGUUGCGUUGACGGAUGAGCUGGCUGUAAGAAAGAACAGGGAGCAUUGGGGCACACCGUCUGGAAAAGAGGCUAUUGCUCGCGCUGUUCGGUUCCGUAGCAGAGCAGUCAGUGGCAGGCAAACUCGUCGGCGGUUGACUUGCUGUCGACUAGCGGUUAGCCUAGCAUACCUGUGGUCCAGCAGCAUUGUGCAGGCCGGCGUUGUGCUCGGAGAUGGUCCUAGCCAUGGAGGACGCCUGUCCAAACGGGGUGGAGGUGGAGCCCCCCCCAGACGGGCCGGCAGAGGCAGCGGCAGCAGCCGGAGAGGAGGGGGUCGAGGAGCCCGCGCUGGGGGCCGACACACCAGGAGCGAUGCAGCAGGUGUUGGAUAACCUGGGCGAGUUGCCCAACUCUACGGGGGCCAAGGACAUCGACCUCAUCUUCCUGCGAGGCAUCAUGGAGAGUCCUAUUGUACGCUCACUCGCCAAGGCUCACGAGCGAUUGGAGGAUGUGAAGUUAGAGGCAGUCCAGGACAACAACGUGGAGCUGGUUACUGAGAUCCUGGGAGACAUCAGCAGCCUCAGCGUCCGUGACGACAGCGCUGCAGAACUCUCCAGAAUCCUUCAGGAACCCCACUUCCAGUCGCUUCUGGAGGCCCAUGAUAUGGUGGCGUCAAAGGGUUACGAGGCCCCUCCCCCAACCGAUAUGACGAAUGAUGCGUUGGUGAACAGUGCCCUGAUGCAGGCCGAUGCUGUGCGCAUGAUCGGCAUCCGCAAGAAGGCCGGCGAACCGCUGGGUGUGACGUUCCGCGUGGAGAAGGACGACCUGGUCAUCGCCAGGAUCCUGCAUGGCGCCAUGAUUGACAGACAGGGGCUGCUGCACGUCGGUGACAUCAUCAAGGAAGUGAAUGGGCGGGACGUAGGGAACAACCCCACUGAGCUGCAGGAGAUGCUGAAGGACUGCAGCGGAGGAAUCACCCUUAAGAUCUUGCCCAGCUACAGAGAUGCCCCGGCCCCACCGCAGGUGUACGUGCAGCCACACUUUGACUACAACCCGGCCAGCGACAGCCUGAUCCCCUGCCGGGAGGCGGGGCUUGCCUUCAAGCGUGGGGAUGUUCUUCAGAUCGUCAACAGAGAGGACCCCAACUGGUGGCAGGCGUGUCAUCUGGUUGAGGGGGCAACAGGACUGAUUCCCAGUCAGUUCCUGGAGGAGAAGAGGAAAGCCUUCGUCCCACGAGACUUUGACGGCUCAGGGAUCCUUUGCGGGACAAUUGCUGCAAAGAAGAAGAAGAAAAUGAUGUACUUAACGGCCAAGAACGCAGAGUUUGACAGGCACGAGCUGCAGAUCUACGAGGAGGUGGCAAAGAUGCCACCCUUCCAGAGGAAGACGCUCGUUCUGAUUGGUGCUCAGGGGGUGGGCCGCCGCAGCCUGAAGAACCGAUUGGUGGUGCUCAACCCCACCCGCUUCGGCGCCACUAUACCCUUCACCUCACGGCGUCCCCGUGACGACGAGCUGGACGGCAACUCGUACAGCUUCGUGGGUCGGCCGGAGAUGGAAGCAGACGUGAGGGCGGGCCGUUUCCUGGAGCACGGCGAGUACGACGGGAACCUCUACGGCACCAAGAUGGAUUCCAUCCAUGAGGUGGUGGACACAGGACGCACCUGCAUCCUGGAUGUCAACCCACAGGCCCUGAAAGUCCUGAAAACAGCAGAGUUCAUGCCAUACGUUGUAUUUAUCGCUGCGCCGGAGUUUGAGACUCUCAAGUCCAUGCACAAAGCUGUGGUGGACGCCGGCAUCACCUCCAAACAGCUCACAGACGUGGACCUGAGAAAGACGGUGGACGAGAGCGCACGGAUUCAGAGGGCGUACAGCCACUACUUUGACCUCACCAUCGUCAACGACAACUUGGACCAUGCCUUUGAGAUACUACAGGCCGCCGUGGACAAACUCUGCUCUGAACCGCAGUGGGUUCCAGUCAACUGGGUCUACUGACCUGGUGGGUUGCAGUGACUGUUCGUGAUUGUGUGUGGUUUCCAAACACCGUGGCAGAGGGAUCAGAGAAGUUACUUCUGCAAAACAAAAAUACAAUUGUGCUGUUACUGCAAAAACAACUUCCGUGUCCUUUUCCCACCCUUUACCAGGCACACAAUGCAACUUUUUACACCUCAAAGGGAAAGAGUGCUUAUUUAUUUUAGUAUUUGUAACUUUUUACGGAAAAAUAAUAUUUCUACUUGUACCAAUGUGGCAUUUACAUAAAAAGAAACAUCAGGCCAAAUAUUUUGGCCAUAUUUUUUAAUUUAUUGACAUGUUAUAAUACUUGAUUUUAUACAGUGGUUGUUCCCAUUUCCUAAGAGCCUGUGUAUACUGGUUUGGGGACUGAAUACUAUCAUCACAGAGAAGAUAAGACACUGUGUAAAGUUCCAGAACUUUGAGCAGUGCUGCCAAGGAUAUGGCUUCAUGGCACUGUGUCAUUGCCAUGACAACUAGUGUCAUAUAACCCUGCGAAACCAAAACCCACUCUUGUAAGUUCCUUAGAACCCCCUGCUGCCACGCACACUCCAAAGAAAGCCCCUCUUUCUCCUCCCUUCUUCUAAAGAAGAACCCUUACCAUUCCUCAUUCUGGUCUUGAGCUGAAUUUGUUGUUAAAAUACCCUCAUAUAUUCUUCCUCAAGUCAAGAGCUUUAAACUGUUCUAUUUAAUAUCAAGAUCAUACAGUGUGUCCAUGUUUAAUCAAAGUUUUUCAAGACAUGUCUAGUUUUGUUUUACUACUGUAGGAUUUAAUGUCUUUUGUUUAUGUGAUUUUCUUUUAGCUGCAUUUUGUCAUCGAUGAUCCUUUACUUUUUGUGUGUUUUUACAAAAAACGACAAAAAACCUCCUGUCACCACACAUUCGAUGUAUUUCUAAAGCAUGGCCAUCAGAACAUAUUUUCCCAUCUCCUCUGUUCUCCACUAGACCAAGAUUGAAGUUGUUCAUAUCUGGAAAUGUGGCACAAAACUACAUUUCCCAUAAUCCUCUUGUUCAGUGUCUCAAUAUGCACCAACGCCCUUUACACCAUGUAUGUUUCUGUCGUUCUUCUGAAGUUUAUAAUAUCCUGACCUGAUGACAGCCAAGAGUGAAAGUUACAGGAUGAACUUGGACCUUACUAAGAUCUUUUACUGAUGUAGAUGUACUUUGAGCACAUGCUUUAAACUCUAGAAGACUACCACCCCCUUCAGCUAUCCAGUGUGUAUUGAUGAGUUUUUAAACCAAUGUCCGAAAGACUUGUGUUGUAGGAGCACAUUGCUAUUAGCAAACCAUUGUUACAAUAAAUAAAUGUAAAUCUUUCAAAAGCUUGUUUCUUGUCUGUCAAGAA
Messenger RNA from Osmerus eperlanus (European smelt), 3426 nucleotides. RefSeq names its product protein associated with LIN7 2, MAGUK p55 family member b (gene pals2b). The transcript has 14 exons. NCBI's taxonomy places the organism in Eukaryota, Metazoa, Chordata, Actinopteri, Osmeriformes, Osmeridae. Bases 309 to 2066 code for a protein of 585 amino acids. The record is from RefSeq and is a predicted model, not a curated record. Gene Ontology annotation, cellular component: cell-cell junction; plasma membrane. Gene Ontology annotation, molecular function: protein binding.